AUGGCGUCGCCGACGGGGACUUCCACCCCCGUUGGCUCCCCAUUCCCACCUCUAGAAGCCGAUCCAGAAUCUAUCCCACCGACCUCGAGAACGAAUAGUCCCGACUUACCCCCCGAUGCCCAGCCGCCGCUCACCCUCGCCGGAAGGUUACGAAGGCUUUCGGAAAGCUUUGGGGAGUCGGACAUACCUGAGAGUUUCUGCGCAGCGACGGGCUCGUUCGCAUCCUCUGUGCUGUCCGCGCCGCCCAGGCGGAGAAGCUCGCUAGCGUCUAGCGCUGGGGUUUCUCUCGGCACCGCAUCGCCCGCGCCCGAAGAUGGUGGAAGAACAAGUCGAGCGGCGUCUUUAUCGAUAUCACCGCCGGCUGUAAUUACGAGAUCGAGGAGAGGCACCGAGCCUCUGCCUGAAACGGUCGAGCACGAGCACGAGCAUGAGACGACCGAAACUUCGAGUGUGACUAUAGAUCAAGCCUUGUCGCAAAAGGAGCAGAGACCAAGCGAUGAAGAGGUGACCGGAAAGCCCCAGGGACUAGUCGGCGAGGGUACGGGUUUGGUCAGCGAGGCAGAACAUGCGGGCACGGCGCCAUUCGAUAACGGAUACCAUUUCCCACCCUCUCACGGGUUCGUAGGAGCGACGAAGCUAGGCGCGAUAGCACUAUGGAACUACUUCCUUACGCCGCUCGGGUUUUUCGUCGUCAUAUACGGCCUUAACGUCGUGGCCUGGGGAGGCAUGAUCUUCCUACUGCUGUGCAACGCUGCGCCGGCCAUGUGUCACCCGACAUGCAACGACAUCAACUCUCCCCGACGGAUAUGGAUCGAAAUCGACUCGCAGAUCCUCAACGCGCUUUUCUGCGUGACGGGAUUCGGUCUUGCCCCGUGGAGGUUUCGCGAUCUUUACUACCUUAUGAAGUACCGACUACGUAGCGAGCACGUGGCGCUGCGACGACUCGCGGGCAUCCACCGCGGAUGGUUCCGUCUCGAGGGUUCGCAGAACGUGCCCGUGAAUAUCGGACCGGCGGAUUUCCUCGAUACCGAGAAGGACGAUGCCGCUGCGGGGGAGUACGCGCCUUUCCUUCCCUAUCCGUUGAAGCGCACGCCGACCCCGCCGCUGACGGAAAUCCGAGCGGAACCUACCAAGGUGUGGAAGUUGGACACGGUCAUCUGGGCCAAUGCCUGGAACACCAUCUUCCAGGCCUUGCUGGCGGGGUUUAUGUGGGGCAUGAAUCGGUAUGAUCGCCCGUCCUGGGUCGUGGGGUUCCUUAUUGGCGUUGCGCUCGUGUUGGCGAUUAUGGGUGGCAUCUUUAUUUUCUUGGAGGGCAGGAGGGUCAAGUCUGUGGAGGGUGUUGAGUUGUCGGAGGCGGAUAAGAAGAAGCUGGCGGAGGACUACGAGCUGGAUAUUCCUCAUUAUAAUAACCUCAGCGACAAGCCGCCCAAGGAGAAAAAGAAGAGGACGAAACAAUAA
Scedosporium apiospermum is the source of this 1458-nucleotide messenger RNA. RefSeq lists its product as uncharacterized. Lineage: Eukaryota; Fungi; Ascomycota; Sordariomycetes; Microascales; Microascaceae. The record is from RefSeq and is a predicted model, not a curated record. The coding region runs from base 1 to 1458 and encodes 485 amino acids. The transcript is spliced from 2 exons.